Molecule: messenger RNA, 924 nt
Organism: Didymodactylos carnosus
Lineage: Eukaryota; Metazoa; Rotifera; Eurotatoria; Philodinida; Philodinidae
Source: the annotation of a GenBank genome assembly
AUGUAUCCAGCAGAGUCGGUGGGCGCGUCAGAUUUUGCUUGUGAUACAACGCUUCGAAAUGCACAGUUUGCUUCGAGUUUACAGCCGAUUGCCAUUCCAUUGACAGGUGAUGAUCUGGAUAUGGCACAAAUGUUGAAUAAUCAAGUAUUCACAUUGAACGUUGAUUUUAUUAAUACGGCAUUCACUUGUGAGGACAUAAUAGUGGCUGAUUUGCGUGGCACUGUAUGGAAUUCUCUGAAGUACGCAUCCUGUAACUAUUCGAAUUACAUUUUGUCGGUUGGUGUCACGCUCCCGUACAAAGGCAUUACCAUUCGAUUCACUCUGUCGGAUAUCUAUCUGAUUGGCGGACUUCGACUUGGUCUGACGGGUUCGAGUGCAAAAGACGGUCAUAAAACAUUGCAACAACUCGGCUUCUAUCAAUCAUUCAAUAAUACUGGUCAAUUAUUGUCGAGAAAUGUGGAUGUGACCUUGAAAGUAUCGAAAGUGAUAAAUAAAACGAGUGCACUUGCGGGCGGAGACGGAGAUCUGAGCGGUUUGUGGAUUCCAUCUUUUAUCAUCAAUGCAUACGAAUCAUUUUUCUCCGAAACGGAAUACUUGUACGCAACAGAUACACAAACAAAUGUGACAAUUGUCAUUAGUGAAACAGCAUACUUUAUAUUAAACGAACAAAAGCCGAUCGCAAAGCAAACCGAAGUUAUUUUUCACACUCUAUUAUUUACAUUUGUUAUUCUCGAUAUUUUCACCUUAAUAUUUCUUUUAUUUAAACUCGUGUUCAUUCCGUUGUUCGAACUUGUGGUGAGAACAGUUUACGAUAGAACGAUGAAAUUGAAUACUCCACCCGCUGACUACGAAGAAACAGUAGCCGGGUUAAAAAAUGAGGGUAGGACUACUGAGAAAGAUCAGCCCAUGUUUACAGUUUUAUAA